Messenger RNA from Prunus armeniaca (apricot), 1047 nucleotides. Lineage: Eukaryota; Viridiplantae; Streptophyta; Magnoliopsida; Rosales; Rosaceae. The record is from the annotation of a GenBank genome assembly.
AUGGCGGAAGUGAAGAACAAACAAGUGAUAUUCAAGAAUUAUGUGGAAGGCGUUCCCAAAGAGUCAGACAUGUACAUUAGCGAUACUGCUACUAUCAAGUUGAAAGUCCCUCACGAAGAAGAAGCUUCCCCUUCCGUCUUGGUCAAGAACCUCUACUUGUCCUGUGAUCCUGUGAUGCGCAUCCGUAUGAGGAAACCUGGAGACGAAACUUCUUCUUAUUUUACACCUUUUUCCCCUGGCUCUCCCUUGAGUGGCAAUGGAGUGGCUAAAGUUUUGGAUUCCCGGCAUCCAGACUUUAAGGAAGGUGACUUAGUCUGGGGCACAACCAAAUGGGAAGAUUUUAGCCUAAUCACCACGCCAGAAAGCUUCCAUAAGAUCCAACACGCUGAUGUACCCCUUUCCUACUAUACCGGCAUUCUUGGUAUGCCCGGCAUGACUGCCUAUGCAGGCUUCAACGAAGUUUGUUCUCCUAAGAAGGGAGAAUAUGUCUUCAUUUCAGCAGCAUCUGGUGCAGUUGGUCAGCUAGUUGGACAAUUUGCAAAAUUGUUGGGUUGUUAUGUUGUUGGAAGUGCUGGAAGUAAAGAAAAGGUUGAACUUCUGAAGAAUAAGCUUAAAUUUGAUGAAGCUUUCAAUUAUAAGGAAGAGCAUGACUUGAACGCAGCUUUGAAAAGGUACUUUCCAGAAGGCAUUGACAUAUACUUUGAGAAUGUUGGGGGAAAUUUGCUUGAUGCGGUGCUCCUUAACAUGAGAGUCCAUGGCCGGAUUGCAGUGUGUGGAAUGAUAUCACAGUACAAUCUUGAUCGACCGGAAGGUGUGACGAAUUUGAUGUGUCUGAUAUAUAAGCGGAUCCAUAUGCAAGGAUUUACAGUCCGUGAUUACUAUCACCUGUAUCCCAAGUACUUGGAGUAUAUUCUGCCUUGCAUAAGAGAGGGAAGAGUGGAAUAUUUAGAAGACAUUGCUGAAGGGCUUGAGAAUGGACCUGCAGCAUUGGUUGGACUUUUUAGUGGCCGCAACGUUGGAAAACAAGUGGUUUCAGUGUCCCAUUAA